This is a messenger RNA of Triplophysa dalaica, 8074 nucleotides long. It is a transcript of the gene arhgap35a, whose product is annotated as Rho GTPase activating protein 35a. Gene Ontology annotation, biological process: signal transduction. Gene Ontology annotation, molecular function: GTP binding; GTPase activity. Bases 995 to 5608 code for a protein of 1537 amino acids. The transcript is spliced from 7 exons. The record is from RefSeq and is a predicted model, not a curated record. Lineage: Eukaryota; Metazoa; Chordata; Actinopteri; Cypriniformes; Nemacheilidae.
CUCGGAGCAGAAGAGGGAGGAGAGACCGAGGACGGGAGAAGGUCCGCCAUUAUUGGGAAGCUGAAAAAACACAUUAACACACGCAUUCGCACACGCGCCAUCACCAAAUUUCGCUUUUACGUUGGGAGAAGUCCUUUUUUCCUCGGCGGGGAAUCGCGCCGCGCUUCAUCAGACUGCGUGUUUACGAUCGAACUGUGCGACAAACAUGAACAACUCGAGAUGUUUUGGACACAACAAAGGAAAUUUUAAGUGCUCAAAAACAACGUGGUGAACCCAAGGGAAGACACAGCGAUACAAAGCUGUUUUUCCUCUCAGUCUCUCAACGCCCCCUCUUUCCGCGAAGAAACACGGCGAUCUGAUAUUCCAGUCAGAUUUCUUCGAUGGUUUUUUGGUCUUUUGUGCCGGAUUCGGGAAGAGACGCGCGCAUCAGAUUGUUGUAAACUUUGAGAAUACGAUCCGUCAUUGAAAGAAGGGAUUGUAUCGGGAUCGGACAGCUGCAGAAGUCAAACGUUGAUGUUUACGGGACUCCUGCUGGACUAUUAUUCCUUUUAUUUCUCAUCUUGACGAAUUCCCUCAACCGGUCCCUUCAGAUUCAGGAGUGAAAGAGAGGCAUGCUGUGGGUCAUUUCAAGGCUGGGCAAACAGUAUUACUGCGGUAAAGAGCCCCUGUAGAGAGGAGAUGGGCUCGAAUGUUACCACCUGCAGCACACCCGCCUAAAGCCACACUGCCUCCUUUCCCCCACCCUCAAACCCCAUUCCCCUAUUCCACUUCUAAAUCUCUGCUAAACUCGAGGAUGGACCAAUGUCUCUGGAUUUAAAAUUUAUACAUUGAGGGCAUUUUAUGUUUUGGCCCUACAUGAAGAAAGCUUAAGAGCAACUUUUUGGAUCUUUAGAAAAUCAUAUUUUGCCAGGCCUGUAAGCACUUGGAUGGAAAAUCAGCCCAGUAGCUUUCAGAUUAGAGCUUCAGGGAAUGGCAAGAUGAGCGCUGUCAUACGAUGAUGAUGGCAAAAAAACAAGAUGCCCGGGCACCAACCUACAACCUUGUAGUGGUAGGUUUGUCCGGGACUGAGAAGGAGAAGGGGCAGUGCGGUGUGGGCAAGUCUUGCCUUUGUAAUCGCUUCGUCCGCCCCAGUGCUGAUGAUUUUCAUUUGGACCACACAUCUGUUUUAAGCACAAGUGACUUUGGUGGAAGAGUGGUAAACAAUGACCACUUCCUCUUUUGGGGCGAAGCGGUACGAAUGUUGGACGAGGGGGCUGAGUGUCGAACGCAUGUUGUUGAGCAAACAGAGUUCAUUGAUGACCAAACGUUCCAGCCACAUCGAAGUACUGCCUUACAGCCCUAUAUCAAGCGGGCAGCUUCUACCAAACUGGCCUCUGCUGAGAAGCUGAUGUAUUUCUGUACAGAUCAGCUCGGGCUAGAACAAGACUUUGAGCAGAAGCAAAUGCUCGAAGGCAAGCUUUCAGCGGAUGGAUUCUUACUCUGUGUUGAUGUGAGCAGGGGAAUGAACCGUAACUUUGACGACCAGAUGAAGUUUAUCAGCAAUCUGUAUAACCAGCUAGCUAAAACCAAGAAGCCAGUGGUACUUGUUCUUACCAAGUGCGAUGAAGGGGUUGAGCGGUACAUUAAAGACUCUCACACCUUUGCCAUGACGAAGAAGAACUUGCAGGUUAUUGAGACCUCAGCACGCUCUAAUGUUAAUGUGGACCUUGCCUUCCUUACCUUGGUGCAGUUGAUAGACAAGAGUCGAGGGAGACCCAAGAUAAUUCCGUACUUUGAAGCCCUCAAGCAGCAGAGUCAGCAGAUAGCAUCCGCCAAGGACCGCUAUGAAUGGCUGGUCAGCCGCAUUGUAAAGAACCAUAAUGAAACGUGGCCCAACAUCAAUCGUAGAAUGCAGACUUCCCCUGAGUACAAAGACUACGUCUUCCUUGAGGGUACAUCCAAAGCCAAGAAGCUUUUUCAGCAACAUGUACAUAGACUCAAGCAGGAGCACAUAGAAAAGCGGCGUAGAAUCUAUCUCAGCACACUUCCGCAGGCUCUUAACUCCUUGGUCCCAGACCUGGAUGAAGUUGACCACCUGAGCUGGUCAGGAGUACAGAAAGUUCUUGAAACGAAGCGGGAAUUCUCCCAUUGGUUCGUCAUAUUGGAUGACACACCAUGGGAAACUACACCGCACAUUGAUAACAUGGAGGAUGAACGCAUUCCUCAGGAUCUUUUGGAAACCCCAGCAGCAGAAGUAAUCUAUGAAAGUCACUUAGAGCACCUGCGUAACGAGCGAAAGCGGGCAGAGAUGCGACAGGAGUUUAAAGGGAAACUUGCUUCCUCACUAUUUAUUACACCUGGCAAACCUUGGGAAGAAGCCCGUAGCUUCAUCAUGAAUGAAGAGUUUUAUCAGUGGAUAGAUGAGUCCGAGUACAUUGACAUCUACAGCAAACACCAGAAGGCCAUUAUUGACCAAGCUAAAGAGGACUUUCAAGAACUUUUACUGGAAUACUCUGAGCUGUUCUAUGAACUUGAAGUUGAUGCUAAGCCAAGCAAAGAAAAAAUGGGCGCCAUACAAGAGGUUCUGGGAGAGGAACAGAGGUUUAAAGCCCUCCAAAAGCUUCAAGCUGAGAGAGAUGCCCUGGUACUUAAGCAUAUCCAUUUUGUCUAUCACCCCACGAAGGAAACUUGUCCGAGCAGUCCUCAUUGUGUGGAUGGCAAAAUUGAGCAACUCUUAGCCCUUCGAUUUCCCACUCGAUAUUCAUUUGACAGCAACUCAAAAUCACAAUUUGGCGAGGGAAAAGUAGAAAGAAUUAAUCUUGUAAUUCUUGGCAGAGAUGGACUUGCAAGAGAGCUAGCCAAUGAGAUCAGAGCGCUCUGCACCAACGAUGACCGGUACAUGCUCGACGGAAGGACUUAUGAACUGGCUCUUCGGCCAAUAGAGGGCAAUGUGCGCCUUCCUGUAAACUCUUUCCAAACCCCUACUUUUGCCCCACAUGGGUGCCUAUGCCUGUACAACUCCAAGGAAUCCUUAUCCUAUGUCGUUGACAGCAUUGAGAAAUUACGGGAAUCAACUCAAGGUCGAAGGGAAAGUAACCUACUACAGCUUCCCUUGUCCCUUCUACUGGUCACCAAAAGAGGUGUUGGUUCAAUUGCCGACAUUGGGGGUGAAACUGCCCAAAGCCUGAUUCAUCAAGGUCAGCAAGUGGCUGGCAAAUUUCAGGUCAGUUAUUUGGAACCUGCUUCCCCAGGUGUGGGAUAUGGUCGUAAUGUAAAUGAAAAGCAUUUAAACCAGAUUUUAAAAGGUCUCUUAGACACACGGAAGCCCUCAAUUAGUCUUGGCAGUAACUCUCCGCCCUUAUUGCCUUCACUUGGAAGCUUCAGAGAAUCUCAGCAGAGCUUAGAGGCUGACUUACGAAUUGUAAUGUGUCUUAUGUGUGGAGACACUUAUGAUGUUGACCAGCUUCUGUCACCAUUCCUGCUGCCCCAGCACUGUAGGCCCUCCACCAAUCUAUCCAGCGGAAUGUCAGUGUUGUUGGAGUUAUCUGUUGGUGGCCAUAGGCAAAGCAUUGAUCUUGCUAUACUGUCGUAUCAUUCGUCUUUCUCCUUGCGUAAAAGCAGAUUAGUGCAUGGUUACAUAGCAGUAUACUCGGCCAAACGAAAGGCUUCCAUGGAAACUCUUUGUGCCUUCCUUUGUGAGGUCCAGGACAUUAUUCCAGUGCAGCUGCUCGCUGUUGCAGAGACUCAGUCAGAAAUGGCGGACUCAGAGGCAGUCCGGGAGCAGCUUUCCCAAGGGGAGGAUUUGGCACGUGAAAUUGAUGCUCGUUUCAGUUCUGUAAUCUGUGGACCUGGUGGGGUUGUGGGAGGUCUGCAUCGGAUAGAUCACUUCCAGCCAUUCCUCAAAGAGGUAGUGGAAAAAAAAACUAUUGUAGAGGCAACGCACAUGUAUGACAAUGUUGCUGAGAAUGUCACCAACGAGAAUGUUUCCUCACCUCGAUGUGGCUCUCCAAGCAUCACUUUGUUGGAUUCAGAAGACGACAUUGAGCCCUCCUCACCUUAUCAUACCCUUAGGGAUGAUGGCACCUUGACUCAUGGUAAUUUCAAACUCCCUGAUCUAGAGGCUGAUGCCUUCUCACUUUCUGACAUCACCACCUUUGAAAACAAGCUUAACAACAAAGUCCCACCUCAAGUACGGUCAAAGCCCAAUGUCACCUUUGACAUCCCCAAAACCCCAAACUUUAGUUCAUUUAUGGACCUGGGGGUUAACAGGCGCUCAUUACCAUCAGUCACCUGGCCACCAACCAGCGAAGGUGGUUAUGAUCCUUCUGACUAUGCUGAGCCAAUGGAUGCUGUUGUAAAACCUCGUCCCACAGAGGAGGAAAACAUAUAUUCUGUACCACAUGACAGCACACAAGGCAAGAUCAUAACUAUUCGCAAUGCAAACAAGAGUCAUUCCAAUGGCGCGGGCAAUGGGUCGGACAGUGAGGCUGAUAGCAGUUCAUUGGAGCGUCGACGAAAACUGUCUGCUCUUGGAGUUAAGCCUCGGCUGUAUCGUGAUCGCUCCAAACGUCUUGGAAAAUUUUGCAACUUUCGCACAAGCUUCAUCGGCAGCGAUGAUGAACUUGGAGGCCUCCCCAAGAUGAAAGAGGAUGAGAUUGCAGCACACAAAGGGGACAGUAUUUUACACGAGGAAGGUGAAGACCCUAAAAAAAGAAAUAUUCUGAAAAGCCUGCGCAGAAAUACGAAGAAAACGCGGCCAAAGGCUCGCCAGUCUUCCAUAUCCAAACCACCUGAGAGCAGCUACUUUGGAGUUCCCUUGGCCAAUGUGGUCACACUCGAUCGGCCCAUUCCAUUCUUCAUUGAAAAGUGCAUCCGUUACAUUGAGGCUACAGGGUUGAGCACAGAGGGAAUCUACAGGGUGAGUGGAAAUAAGGCGGAGAUGGAGAGCAUGCAGCGACAGUUUGACCAGGAUCCAAACAUUGACCUGAUCGAGAAGGAUAUGUCCGUGAACACAGUGGCUGGAGCCAUGAAGAGUUUCUUCUCAGAGCUGCCUGAUCCUCUUGUACCCUACAGCAUGCAGGUGGAGCUUGUCGACGCCUUCAAAAUCAAUGACCGAGAGCAGCGUCUCCACGCCAUGAAGGACGUUCUCCGCAGGUUCCCUCGAGAAAACUACGAUGUCUUCAAAUACGUCAUCUCUCACCUAAACAGGGUGAGUCUAAACAGCCGUCUGAAUCUGAUGACCAGCGAGAACUUGUCCAUCUGUUUCUGGCCCACCCUGAUGCGGCCCGAUUUCACCACCAUGGACGCGCUGACGGCCACCCGCACCUACCAGACAAUCAUCGAGACCUUCAUACACCAGUGUGCUUUCUUCUUCUACAAUCAACCCUUGGCCGACACGCCCAGCGGCCUGCCUGGACAGCCGGCUUCCCCUUCCACCACCUUAUCUUCCAUUUCCCACGCAACGGUCUCCGCCUACUCGGCCUACACCACACCGCAACCCGUAAUCCCUUUCAGCCCCAUCCAACAGUCCCCGUCUCAUUCUCCACCCCCAACCCCGCAAUCCCCAAUCCAAAACCUGCUGCCUCAGAUACACCCCCACCACGCCCCCACGGAACAACACAUGCUGUGAACCUGUUCGGGAGCACUGAAAGAGAUUAAUGGAUGAGACUUCAGGGAUUUUAAAGGAGAUUGCACGGCCGUUCUUGACUUACUAGACGCGAAAGACGUAGAGGAGACGAUUAGAGGGUGUUGAGAGGUCAAGACGCCACUUGAAUCACGCUUCAUCAACUCUUUCUAGAUCGUUCUACUACUUGAUGAAUUGCAGAACCAUGACAUUCUCCGCCCUCAACCACAUGUAGACGACUUUAACACGUUAAGUUUGGUAACUCGUUUUUGGCGCCCCCUUUAUAUUACAGGUCCAGUUUUGCUGGUUCCAAAGGCCACGCCUUCUCUUCGUCGAUUGGCCAAGGAUUUGACCAAUGGGUGGGUGUACGGACCAUCAUGACCGAGUAGACCGCCCUACGUGACCUCUUAAGGAUAAAGUCAAGGGUGGCUACAGGGGGGCCUAUAUAUAUUUGUUUUAUAGCUUUUGACCACUGUUAUAAUCAAAUAAAAAAAUCCCAUCUGCUUAUUUUCAAGUACAGCAACACGGCCACAUUCCUCCUUAUUUAUCCUGUGUCGCUCGUGACAACUAUUCAAAGACGGACAAAAAAACACGGAACUUGACAAACUGGAUCUGGUUUUGGGAGUAUGUGGUAUGCUUUUGCACAGCAUCGUGGGAUUUGAAGUCUUUCCUGAUUGCUCAACUCUGUUGUCUUCAUGAGCCUCCAGAACAUGCUGGAAGACCAAUGCUUCUUUUAUGGCAGAAUGUCCUCCCUACCACACAUCCCUUGUUCUCAUACAUGGUUCAGAAUUGACACCCGUGUAGUGUCUGUUAUACUUCUGUAGAAUGGUCUUAUUGUACCCCCUGGUUUUGUGGAUUCAUUUACUCUUUGCACAGACGAAUAUAAUGCGUGGUUAUUGGAGGAGGGAUGGGCUAGGUGCAUUUAGAUGAGGAGAGGUGUGCACCAAAUGGAGAGUUUAAAGGUAAAGAAAGUACCAGUUCACAUGGCAUUGAAUACAGAGAGUCACGUAAGCUUUGAUGGCUUUGCUGGAACCUGAGGUAAAUAAGACCUUUAAUAUGUUAAAAUAAGAGUUCAGCAUGUGGCGCAGAUGUCUUUUUUUUGCGUAGUGGUGUUUGUGUCCUCUGUCGGGGUCAAGUCGGUUACAUUUUUAGACUUUGGUGACCCAAGAAGACGAAAAACAAUAAAAAAAAUCAAACAUAAAAUCAGAGGUAUCCUGUCAGACUGGUCUAGACUAGCCGUUUGUGAGCUGCAGGAGCUCAACGCCACCACCUAGUGGACUUUGAUGGUAUAGCACAUUGCAAGUGAUCGAAAUUGCUGGAUGCACUUAAAAUCAUAUCAAUUCACAGUGUAACAAAAGCGAGAACGACUAACUCGAUUGCCAUGCAACAUUUUAAGUAGCAGUUUGUGCCACAGCACUUAUACUUUAUCUUUACCCAGGAAAGAGAAUAGAUCAUUUUCUGUGAAUUAAUCUGCAUUGUGUUCGGAUGUAAAGUUUGUCAAGAGCCAGGAUUUCUGAGUAGAGCAGACGUUCAAACUGUGAAACAAUCACACCAAUUCAAGUUUAUGAAUGUUUUCCACAGUAGCUGAACUGAGCGACUUUAUUUGUGCAUUUCUCUCCUCUAAAACAUUUGGAUAAAACCGCAACUGCCCUGCCCACUCGAAACUGUCAAUCAACCCUCACUUCUGAUUGGCUGUCUGAUGAGCCACAACUCUUUCUCCAUCAUAUCCAUACUUGCUUAUACAUAAUGUCAUUUGCUGUUAGUUCUUCAGAGAGCAGGUUAAAUGGUAUAUUUUGGGAACUCGGGAGCUGUGUGGUCUAUACACGCCUGGUACUUGGUAUGAAUGCUGCAAUCUCUGUGUGUAUUUUCAAGUGUAUUGUUUCUGAAAUGAGUGACUGCGACAUAAAUAAAAAGGGGACGGGGAGAUACUGAAUAGCAACGAAAAACGUAUUAAAAAUAAUGUGACAUUGGUUCGGCGAUCCUAUUUGGCUGCAUCACUAUUAUUUUUUGAUUUGUUCCAUUUUCGUUUUGCAACAAUAGUGACAGUUUAAGUUAAAGGAGAAAUGAGCAAAACUAUAUUCAAAAUGGUUGUUUAUUUGUAUGUUAGGGGGUCUUACACUUUGCCCUAUAGUCAAUGGUGAUAGAAAAAAGUUUUCUUUUAUGUUUUCUUUUAAUAAUUAAAAAAAUAAGACACAUUUUUUAACAGUUCUUUUGUGAAUGGUGUAAAAGGCCACAAUGUAGUGCAUGAUUCAAGACCAGGUCCGGGAGAGGGGUCUGCCACUCUCAGUAUUAAUAAAUGGAAAAAAAUAAACAAAGAAAAAAAUAGAGUGGAAAUAAAUGAAGUUACAUCAACAAAAAAUCAUGUCAUUGUUUGCCAAGACUUUGGUAAUUAGUCUCAUUGGGAAUGGUGUAUAAACAGUUCAAGGCCUUCUGUGACCUGUAUUAUAGUUAAUAAAUCAAUCUUGUAAAAUC